Talaromyces proteolyticus is the source of this 1233-nucleotide messenger RNA. RefSeq names its product putative transesterase. The coding region runs from base 1 to 1233 and encodes 410 amino acids. Lineage: Eukaryota; Fungi; Ascomycota; Eurotiomycetes; Eurotiales; Trichocomaceae. The record is from RefSeq and is a predicted model, not a curated record. The transcript has 3 exons.
AUGGCCUCUUCUAUCGAAACCACUUUUGAAAAGGCAGUCAGCGACGGCGUCAUCGCCGGCGCCGUUUUGUACGCAGCGACUAAGGACAACGGGAUCGUCUUUUCCAAGUCCUUUGGACGACGAUCGCUCGACAAAGAUGCAGAACCCAUAGCCGCCGAUGACAUGAUGAGGCUGUACAGCGCUAGCAAGCUUAUUACUAGCAUUGCAGCUUUACAAGUUGUCGAAAGGGGUUUGAUUGGCCUUGACGACGACGUAUCUCACAUUCUUCCAGAGGUUGGCGCUUUGAAAGUGCUAACUGGAAUGAACGGCAGUGAGCCGGUGUUUGAAGAGCGGAAAGGAAAAAUUACUCUACGACUACUGCUGUCUCAUUCAUCCGGAAUCUCCUAUGCUUUCUUGUCUCCGCUUCUCCAGAAAUACAACCAAUCUCAAGGCGAAGCGCCAUUUCCGCCCUUCACAACCAUUAAAGACAGCUAUUCUGCUCCACUUGUCUACCAGCCUGGAACAGCUUGGGAGUACUCGGCUGCUAUUGACUGGGCUGGUGCAGUUGUCGCCCGUCUGAGUGGAACGAGUCUAGAAGAAUUCAUUCAGCAGAACAUCGCUAAACCCCUCGAAAUCAACGACAUGACAUUUUUCGUGAAUGACAAGCCAAACCUCAAAUCCCGAUUAGUGACGCCAGUUUUGAGAGAUCCAUCCGUCCCAGAUGGCAAAGGCAAAGUAGUCCCAGAUAAUGGGUCGUCGGGAUGGUUGGAUGCAGUAAGCGAAGAGCUUGGUGGCGCAGGCCUUGCAACAUCAAUGCAGUCCUACAUCAAAGUCCUGCACAGCAUUCUUGCAGACGACGGGAAGAUUUUGAAGCCGGAGACUGCUGAGAUGAUGUUCAAACCACAACUCACCCCAGCAUCGCAAAAGUCUCUACAAUCCCUAUUCGACCACAUUCCCAAAGGUCAAUCAGGAGGUGCGCCACCAUUUAUCGGCGAGUUUCCGCAGGUGAAAUAUGAUUUUGGGCUAGGUGGUAUGCUUAGCUUGGAGGAUGUUGAUGCUGGAUCCUUAACGUGGAGAAGAAAGGGAUAUCUGUUCUGGAGCGGAAUGCCUAAUUUAUUCUGGUUUAUGGAUCGCGAAGCUGGAGUAUGCGGAAUCUUUGGAACCCAAGUCUUGCCAAACGCGGACAACCAAAUUCGGGAACUGAUACGUACUUUUGAGCAAGUGGUCUACGAACGAUUUGCUUUCAAGGCCUAG